AGGAUUCCCUCCUUUCGUAGAAGCAUGGGGAAUCAGUCCAGCAAGCUGACUUUGGAGGAGCAGAUGCGCGCCAAUAAACGCAUGAUAAACCGGGCCGUUAGGGAGCUCGAUCGGGAGAGGAUGGGGUUGCAAAGGAAUGAACAAAAAUUAAUAACCGAUAUCAAACAAGCUGCUAAGAAGAAUCAGAUGGGACCAGUGAAAAUCAUGGCUAAGGAUUUGGUCAGAACUCGUCGAUACGAGUCGAAGUUUUUGGAAAUGAAGUCGCAUCUACAGGGUGUCAGUUUGAGGAUGCAGACUGUCAAAUCGACAGAGGCAAUGGCGAGGAGUAUGAAGGGAUGCACCCAGGCUAUGGCUCGUAUGAAUAAACAGCUUAAUCUACCCCAAUUACAGAAGAUAAUGCAGGAGUUCCAGGAUGAGACGGAGAAGAUGGGCUUGACUGAAGAGGUUAUGGGAGAUACCAUUGAUGAUGUCCUUGGUGAGGUUGGUGAUGAGGAAGAGGAGGAGGCCAUAGUGGGCCAGGUCUUGGAGGAGAUUGGUGUUGAUAUGAAUGAGGUCUUGGCUAAUGCUCCAGGAUCAGCCUUACCUGCUGGCCAGAAGACUUCGGUGGGAGUUGGCAAGAAAACUCAGCAACAGGCUGUCGCUGAGGGUGCGGCUGCUGCUACUGGCAAGCCAAAUGGUAGUAGGACAGACAAUAAGAAAAACAACGGAGGGAAUGAUGAUGGAUCUCCUCCAUCCCCUCCACCACCUCCAGAGAACGACUUGGAAAGUAGACUCAAUGCAUUAAAGCGAUGAUAGAUGUUUCAAGAGAGGGUAUAUCUACCGUUUUGUAAAAGAGAGCUGAUCCCUACUGUAUAUCAACUGUCACUAUGCUAUCUGGAGCCUCAUCAUUGCCUCGUCGAACCCUCUCCAUUG
Messenger RNA from Perkinsus marinus ATCC 50983, 912 nucleotides. Its product is annotated as Charged multivesicular body protein 2A, putative. The coding region runs from base 25 to 792 and encodes 255 amino acids. Gene Ontology annotation, biological process: protein transport; endosome transport via multivesicular body sorting pathway; late endosome to vacuole transport. Gene Ontology annotation, cellular component: ESCRT III complex; multivesicular body. The record is from RefSeq and is a predicted model, not a curated record. Lineage: Eukaryota; Perkinsozoa; Perkinsida; Perkinsidae. The transcript has 7 exons.